AUGGAAGUUGACAAUGCAACGCAACCUAAUGUUGACGGCGCCAAUGAUAAGAAUGUUGUAACUGCUCCUGUCGAAGCAAAAUUUGAUUCCAAGAAAAUCGAUUGUAAAAACGGUGAUAGGAACCUUCCCAAUGACCUGAGAUUAUCGACGAUGGUAUUACCAGAGCUGUUGAAUGCAUUUCUAUGCAAUGGUGGCGCUUCUGAGUCUGUCGUUGACGAAGCGUUGACGUUAAUGAGGCUCUCAACAACUGCCCUCGUAAGUGUUGAUGAAUCCUACGUUGUUGCUGCACUUCUGCGUGCCAUUGAAAAGGCAGACGAAAACGUUUCGUCAAAAUAUCUACUUUUGAUUUCAAGCCUUCUUUCAUACACCUUUUCACCAAGGAGUUUGCGUCUGAUUAUUGAGUAUCUUAUGCCAUUUGAUCAGACUUGGUGGUACAUGUUAGUCAUCGCCUUUGUCUACAACAGAUGGAGUAAAUGUGAGAUAAGGUGCUAUGUAGAUGGAAACAUUGUUUCCAACUCGGAAAUGGCAUGGCCGAUUGCCACCUCGGAUUCAUUCGAUAAGUGCGUUAUUGGAGGUUUGCCGGAUCAGCGAGAGGAAAACCUGUUUUUCGGUCGCAUCGCUUCGAUCAUGGGAUUCACUGAGGCUCUUUUGCCACAUCAAAUUGCCGCCCUGUAUGCUCUUGGCCCAAACUACAAGGGUCAGUUGCGGUUUGAAUCUGAGGUCAAGGGGCUUUUGUCUGACACUGAGCGCAAGGCCUUGUUUGAGAGUAGACUUGCCUCAUCCCUCAUGUUUGCUUACCAUCCAUCGGCUUGUGACCACAAUUUAUGCUUGGAUCAAUCUCCGAAACUCAACGCCACAGUUUUCGCACACUCUCCCCAUGGACUAAUGCAAGGAGAAAUACGACCAGUCCGAACAACUUCUCUGCAGUCGGCUCUGCACAGUCUCGGCGGGAUCCAGUUGCUGUAUCUCCUCUUUGACCAGUUAGAUUACACUCCCGAGGGCGCAACAGGCUGUGAACAGUCACACUGCACGGUGGAGCCCUUUCCGGUGGCGGAAAGCGCUUCGAAGAAGAACGCGACGACCAGUAGGCAAUUUGGGGCGAUAGGGUGCAAGGGGAGGAACAAGUUACUCGGAGAGAAAGAAGAGGAGCUGGCCUCCAAGCGCCUUUGUUUUCCUCCCCCUAGUGCCCUGCUUUUUAACCUUGUGUUUGAUCUGGUGCGCACCUCGGCCACACUCCGUCGGCAGUUUGCUCGAACGAACGGUCUCCUGGUUUUCGCGCAAGCCCUGUGGAAGUCCUCUCCAGUUCACCUCUGCGAGACCCUCCUCAAUGGAAUCCUUGAGGCCACUCGCUACCUAACACGCGAAAUCCUGGCCAUCUCGGCCACAACCUCGCACGCCGAUAAGGCCUCGCGACCGGCUCUCGCCACAUUAUCGACUUUGUUCAGGCAGAUCUUCGAUAAGCUUCUGUUCGCCCACAACCUCUGGUUGAGGGCUCCCAUCAAGGUCCAAGACCGCCUGUACAGCUUCCUGGCCGACGAAUUCCGAGUUGACCUGCUGGGACAGCCGGGCAAGACGAUCGUGGCCACCACGUUGCACGCCAUCAAAUACUGCUUCUGGAUUGUCAAACCCACGGAAACCGUCGUUAGCACCUCACCAAACUCUUCGCCAGCCGAAAGGCCUCCUGCGAAGUACCUGGCUCGAAUCCGCUCUAACCUGUUGUUCUUCAUAAAACCACUGAUCGUGCAACAGCACCAGCCCACCUCAACCUCCCUCGUGUCCACCGGUGAGGAGCUUGAUAGCCUUCUCAACUACCUUUCCACUGUCAAAGAGCCCGACAAUUUGCGCGAUGUCCUCUACUUUACGGUGGUCCUCAUGUCGCAGUACCCGGCCGUUAUGGUGCCCUGGUUUGACAAACACGACGGUAUUCAAUGCGUGUUUCAACUGCUCGCAUUGGAUGACGAGGAGUCCCGACUCUACGCCCUCAAACUGCUCGGCUACUUUUUGAAGUACAGCAAGGAAAAAAUGGGUAAAUCACUUGUACUCUCGCUGGCUCCAAACAGCGGCCACCAUGAGACCCAGGGAGCACUGACAUUUGGGUGGGUGGGUGUGUGCCAUGAAGGAGCGCUCGUGUCUUCACCGGGGUCUUCGAGUCUUGGCGAUCACGUGGGGGUGAGCGAUGUCGACAGGCCGACGUCGAGUCACGUGCGCAAGCAGGAGUCCAUUGGCCAAUACAGUGUCUUCAGUCUCCUCUGUGACCGGUUUGCUGUGGUGUCGCCAGCUUUCACAAUGAAGGCCUACAACGUCUUCUUCGAGCUCUUGACAGAGGAUGUCACGCUGCAGUUGACAAGCGAGAUGCUACCCAAACCCAGCCCAACUCACAGAAUUGAAAAUCCAGCCGACAAUCGCACCGGGCUUAACGUGGACCGUUGCUUUUUCAUUGUAAGCUCGUUGUGGCCCCUAGUUCAAGCGUGUGACGGGGGAAUUCGGAUGAUGCUGUUGGAUGUCGGCGCACGUCUGGCCUGUCGUUUGUUUCAGCGACCUCCCAGUUGUGAUCAGGUGGUUUUUUUUCUGGGGGUGCUUAAAGUGGGCGUGAAACAAGGGCGCGACGCACAACCGAGCGGAGAUCUGGAAGCGGCGAUUAUCGUCAGACCGCACACCUUACUCAAAACAAUCGCUCUGCUCAUCAUCCACUCUAAACGCACCUCGGAGUUGAUGAAUGUUCGCCAAAUCUUCCUGGAACAUCUUCUCUUCCUGUGUCUCAGCUCCGAUGCUAAUCGAAGGGCGAUUUUGCAGAUGUCAGUGUGGCAGGACUGGGUGAUUGGACUGGCUUCACUGUACCCGGUGAAUCGGCAAAACAGCUACGCUACGGCAACCGUGAUGGAGAUCCUGCGCUGCCUCCUCUACUACGCCCUGCGGUUCGAAUACGGCGGGUGGCGUGUCUGGAUCGACACGCUGGCGAUCCUUCACUCGCGAAUCGCCUUUGAGGAAUUCCGGCGGUCGAGUCACCAGGCCCGUUUGGCUAACAACCACAUGAGCGCACCGCCGAAGCCUACAAACGGUCGCGAAAAUCAAGGCGUUGUAGUUUCUUCAGACGCGGCUUCGUCAGAAGUUGGUGACUCAAUGGCAACAACUACCGUCGAUGGUGGUGAGGCGGCUAAUGGUACAUACGAGAACAUGACCCCAGUUGAAUCGGCUGUAAGGGAGCUGAUUGAAGACCUUCUGGACAAAUUGGUGCAUGAGAUCGAUAACUCUGAGCGGAGAAAUGAAAAUGUGGCCCCCGCGGCUGGAGACGGCAUGGAUGUCGACCAAUCGAAACACAACGUGGCAUCGCUAAACCCUCACAGACCGCGCCGAGUCGCACAGAAAACCGAGCGAGUGCCUGUGGCCUUCCGAACACCGCCCUUCGCUUGGUCGUACCUCCAUCAAAUCCUCCUCGACAGCGUCCUACGCUCAAUUGAGGAUGAAUUCCACAACGUCGCCACCUUGUACAAGCCUACGAAGGGGUCGGACGGGAACACGGCCGCGACGUCCAGACGCAGUCCGGAGACUGAGAGCCUGAACGACGACAGCGGGGAGUGUGACAUCAGCGCAGAAAACCUGCACCACUUCAUCAACGAGCUUGGCAAUCAGGUCUACGCCAUCAACCUGAUCCACCUCAUUUCCCAGCUCUCCGACAGCCUCAUUACUGCCUGCGGCGGCCUCCUGCCUCUUCUCGCUGCCGCCACGUCCCCUUCGAUGGAACUGGAAUUGCAGGAUUCAGCCAGUGGUUUGUCCUUGGAAGCAGCCUUUGGAUUUCUCCUGCGAGUGACUAACAUUGCGGAUGUUGUUGUCCUGUCGACUUCCGUGAAUCUCGGGAGCCUAGAGAAGGAGACUGGGAUGAAUUCUGGCGGCAUUAUUCGCCAGUUUCUUCGUUUAGCAUGUACGUGCGCCGUGCGAAAUUGUCUCGAGGCGCGCCUCUACGAUUUCCUGCCGCUUCCCGACGUCCAAGCACAACUUCGCGGUCAGUCACGUCGUCUCAGCUUCCUACCGGUCACCGCGGCUGUGGAUGCAGCCACUUCUUCAACUGCUGCCAGCAAGCCCCAGACAGACCCACUUUCAGUGUUCCACUUCUUCGGUCUGCUAAGGCAUAAAUUGGAGUUGAUUCAGCGACUCGCAAACCCUGUGACUCUGCCUUCCUCUGUGAGUCCACCCACCACAGAGGUCGCCGAGUUUCUGGAGCACCUGGAUCCUCUGGCGCCCUGUCUGCAGAAACUCGUGAUUGGUCUCCGUCCGUCCGUUUCUCAUUAUGCGUCAGGCUUCAUGGGUGGAAUAUUCGACAGAACAGUCGUCAAUCCGCUGCUGAAUUUCGUCUCCCUUCUGCAAAACGUCGAUAUUAAUAGGCUACACAACGUCAUUUACAAGGAUGAAGAGGACACGAGACAGGUGCACUUCAUUGUUUUGGCCGUGACGUACUUCCUCUCUGUUCUCAUGGUAUCCAAGUAUCGUGAUCUUCUCGAUCCCAGCAAUUUCUUGAAGUUGUGUCAUCGAAGGACUUCCUCUAAGGUCGUCAGUGGCAGUGACAGCGUCGACGGUUGCAGCAAUCAGCCGGCUUCUCCACCUUCAUCAAAGUAUUCUCAUGUCGCCUCACCUGCUACCGCUUCAAGAAAUGAUGCUCAAUCAGCUGAAGAUUCAAGGUCGCAAGAAGCAUCGCCUGAGGAGCCUGCCACAGAAAUCAAGUCAACUUCAAGUCAACCAGAAGACAUUCAUGAGGCUACAGAACCUAAUUCUUCAGCUUCAGUUAUCGAAGUGCCCGCUGCAAAUGAAUCAGCAGAGUUCGAGAAAGCAAAUCAAUCAGAAGACACUCGUGAGGCCACAGAGCCCAGGUCCUCAGCUUCAGUUAUCGAGGAGCCCACUGCAAGUGAAUCGGCAGAAGUCGAGGAUGUGCGUGAAGUUUCGGUGGAGGAGAAUGCUAAGUCCACUGAACAGGAGGGGCAGGCGAUUUCAUCUGUGCAUCAAGAUGCGCCAGAACCCAACCUCUCUGUCUCCCCACCAACAGAAGAACCCGCCGUCUGCAGUGUCGUCGGUGGUUCCAGUCUAAGGGCCUCAACGAAGGUGGAGGAAGAGGAGACCGCCGCCACCACCCCCGCAUUGGCUGGCAGUGAUUUGGAAGAGCCGCCCACCACAACGGACCUCCCCGAGGUGAUCCCCAAGGGCAGCACCAUUGAGCCCUACACGUCAGGCACCGAUCUCACCGAACACCUGGAGAUGGCCCUGGGCACGGUGACGCCGCUUCUUAAGGAAAUAUUCUUCGAUUUCGCCCCCUUCCUCUCAAAAACGCUGAUCGGCUCCCAUGGACAGGAGUUGCUCUCCGGUGGUCUCACGUCAUUGAGAACGUCUUCAAUGGCGGUGGAGCUCGUCAUGCUCCUGUGUUCUCAGGCAAGUCAGGCCUAUUCCACGGUCACAUGUUGCCUUCGUUUGCAGGAAUGGCAGAACUCCCUCCAGAAGCACGCAGGACUCGCGUUUAUUGAACUGGUGAACGAGUGUCGCCUUUUGGCCAAGGCUUCGCGGGACCACUUCAACAGCGUCGCCCACGAGGCCGACUUCAUACUGGGUCGUUUGCGCACCCUCGAUUUGAGUCGCCACGCCAACUUUAAGCACGCCUCCUCUCGCCGUCAGGUCCAACGCGUGCUCGAGUUCGACUCGCAUCAGGCGCGACGUCUGGAGGCGGCGCACAAUUGCGACGAUGUAUUCGCAGCUCACUGUUUGACGCUUGCCAACCACCUGGUGAAGUGUAUUCAGGAGGCUCCACCGCUACUUCGGCGGUGUGAGGAGAAGUCGGUGGCAGCUCUUCAAAACCACACAAGACUGUUCUUGGAACGAACCAAACGACCGUCCAAGCGUAUAUUCUACCGUCUCGACUCCUGGGAAGACGACAGCCGACGACGUCGUCGCCUAGUUAUCAAUCCCUUCGGUUCCACUCACCCUGAGGCUGUGCUGCAUUCGCCGCCACAAGCGUCGAACACGUCCCACUCCACGGAUGCCCUGCCGGCUCCCCUGUUGAUCGACUCGAAGGCCUUGAACCUGCACUCGCAGGAGGAUAAUGCGGAUGACGCUCGGCGCGUGAGUGAGGACUCCCUGCCACCCCUGACUCCCACUGCGACCAGCCCCUUCGCAAUCAACGAACCCGGGCUUGUCCCUGGGCUGGUUUCGUUGCAUCGUGACGUGUUCACCUUUGGGCAACUGGAAUUCGAUGCUAGCAAUCCAGUUGUCGUCACCACGCCGUGCCAACUCAUCGCCGCUGGCGUGGCUGUGCACGGAACCCUCUCCGUCACAGGCACCUACUUCUCCUUCAAGACGGACCCAACUCACGAGGAAAACAGGACUAUUGAUCCUGAGGUUCUCGCCUACACUGGAAACCUCUACUCGAAGUGGCCCUUCACGGACAUCCGCGCAGUAUUUACGCGACGCCACUUGCUGCAGAAUGUGGCCCUGGAGAUUUUCCUGACCAAUCGUUCGUCGGUGAUGUUUGCCUUGUCGGACCACACAACGGUGGCCAAGGUCGUCUACGCCCUGCCGCCUGUCGGCAUCGGCGUUCGCUACGGCGUACCCCAGUCACACCGGGUCUCCCUGUCGGUGGGUCGGCAGCACUUCACUCUCUCCCACAUCACCCAACGCUGGCAGCGCCGCGAGAUGUCCAACUUUGACUACCUGAUGUACCUCAACACCAUCGCCGGACGCAGUUUCAACGACCUCAACCAGUACCCCAUCUUCCCGUGGGUCCUCUCCAACUACACCUCGGACAAGUUGGACCUGAACGAACCGGCUAACUACCGAGACCUCUCGAAGCCCAUCGGGGCCCUCGACCCGACGCGGAAAGCCUUCUUCGACCAGCGCUACGCCGAGUGGGACGACGAGACCCAGCCCCCCUUUCAUUACGGCACGCACUACAGCACGGCGGCUUUCGUCCUCAAUUACUUGAUCCGCCUGGAGCCAUUCACUACGCUGUUUCUUAAUAUGCAGGGAGGCAAGUUCGACCACCCGAACCGGUUGUUCUACUCGAUAGAGGCCGCGUGGUCGGGUUGCAUGCGCAGCUCAACGAACGUCAAGGAGCUCAUCCCCGAGUUCUUCUACCUGCCGGAGAUGUUUGUGAACACCAACGACUACGACCUGGGCAGUCUGGAGGACAAGACCAAGCUCGGCGACGUCGUCCUCCCUCCCUGGGCCAGCAGUCCCGAGGAGUUCGUCAGAAUUCACCGUCAGGCUCUUGAGUCAGAUCUGGUAUCUUGUCAGCUGCACCACUGGAUCGAUCUGAUCUUCGGCUACAAGCAACGCGGCCCGGAGGCGGUAAAGGCCACCAAUGUGUUCCACCACUUGACCUACGAAGGCAGCAUCAACUGGGACCAGGUGACGGACCCGAUCUUGCGCAAGGCGAUCGAGAAUCAAAUUCAGAGUUUCGGCCAGACGCCGAGUCAGUUAUUGACGACGCCACACCCCCAACGGAGCUCCGCUCUGGGUUCCUGUCCCAGCCUCUUCAACCCCCUCACCCAGGAGGUCUGCUGUCGCCUGAAGCUGCCCUCCAAUUCGCCAAUCGUGGCUAUCUUCAGCAACACCCACCCCUGUGUUCCCUCACCGGCUGUGGUUGCUGUCUCCGCGAACCGCGUAUUCACUGUGAACAAAUGGAAUAGAUCUGCUGCUGAUAGACGCCACAUCCCCAUCUGUUCGGAUGUCACGCGUUGCUUUCGAGUUCGUCUCGUCUGCCUCGCUGGCAUGCGAUACGCUUUUUCGCUUACACAUUUGAAAUUGGCUCCGACCCCCGCGUCUCCAACCACCUCGGGCGCCGCUCGAAAGACUUCAUCGUCGUCGUCGUCGGUUGAGCCCCCGCAGUCGCUGUCUUUCUUUCCUGUUCCCGCACCCCUUCCCUCGAGUUCAACAGACAACCAGCCCGCCGCGCCCCUUGUCCUUGACACCACACCCCUGGUACCAAACCCAUCUGCAAAUCGACGCUACGUCGGUGAAAACAUUGACCCGUCCCUUUGUCUCACUUCGAAUAACUUUGUCGUGACCGCCGACAAUCGUGCUAUCGCCGCUUGCGGCUACUUUGAUUACUCCUUCCGAAUAUUCUCAGUGGAAUCAGGACGUUGUGUUCAGAGCGUGUACGGGCACCAGGACGUGGUCACUUGCCUGGGGAUUUCCGAGUCCAACUCCAGUCCUCACUGCUACAUCGCCAGUGGAGGAAGGGACGGCCUCGUUCUUCUGUGGAUCUUGAAUAGCAAAACUAUUUGCCUUUUCUCCGAAUACGGCAAGUCCUCAUCUCAGUACUGA
Mesocestoides corti is the source of this 8301-nucleotide messenger RNA. Lineage: Eukaryota; Metazoa; Platyhelminthes; Cestoda; Cyclophyllidea; Mesocestoididae. The record is from the annotation of a GenBank genome assembly.